GUCGACUUGUGGAUCUGGCGCCUCAGCAUAUCCUCGUUCCCACUCAGCAUAGCAUAGCAUUGCAUCAACCAGACGUAACAUUGUUAGGAACUGGACUUCAGAACGGAUCCUUCGCCUGAAGUUUCACGGGAUCGCUGCGCCGCAAUAUGGCACCCGACGCUACUGCCGGACCUUCGGUCCAAGACGGCGAUGAGGAGAUUGACUUUUCCGACAUUGUCGCUCGCUUUGCAAUCAAGUUCGAUGAAGGGUUGGACGAUGUGAUUGUGGUGGAUAAUGUUCCUCAGAUCAUGCAGGACAGGCAACAACGUUUGUUCGAGACGAUCAUCAAGAGAUUCAAGAGCCAUGCUGGAAUUGACGUGCCCAUCGAUGGAAUGCACAUCCCGUACGGCGAAGAUGGAAACAGCAAGGGAUACAUCUUUAUCGAGCUGCGCUCUCCUGCAGAUGCCACUCUGGCGUGCAGAUUGAUGGAUGACUACCCUUUCGACAAGCGACACAGAUUCGCAGUAAACCGCUUUACCGAUAUCGAAAAGCUUGCGAACCUGGACGAAGAGUAUCAGGAACCUCCUGCUGAGGAGUACCAAGAUCGCGAGCACCUCAAGAGCUGGCUGCUCGAUUCUUCCGGUCGCGAUCAGCUCGUCAUGUGCCGCAACGACGAUGUGCAAAUCGCUUGGCACAACCGAAGCAGUCCGCCUGAGAUCGGUCACGAGCGUCAGCGCUGGACCGAAUCAUACGUGCAAUGGUCGCCCCUGGGAACUUUCCUUACGACCUUCCACAGGCAAGGUAUUGCGCUUUGGGGCGGUGCAUCCUGGGAACGUUUCAUGAGAUUCGCCCAUCCUGGCGCUCGCCUUGUCGACUUUUCUCCCAACGAAAAGUACAUGGUCACCUGGUCUCCCGAGCCCAUCGCCAUUCCUGAUGGCGCUCCUCAAGGCCCUCAAUUCUUUGCGCCGGACGACGAGGGCAACCGGGUCGCAGUGUGGGACGUGCGCACUGGCCACCUGCUUCGUACCUUCCCUGUUGCUCAACAAGGCGAACAGGGCAAGGGAGGCGCUGCUGCGCCUGCUUUUCAAUGGCCCUUGCUGAAGUGGGCUGGAGACGACAAGUACUGCGCUCGAGUGGUACCCGGCAAGCAGAUCAGCGUCUACGAGCUGCCUACUAUGGGUCUGCUCGACAAGAAGAGCAUUGCAAUCGAAGGUGUUGUCGAUUUCGAGUGGUGUCCUCUGAGCGACAAGGACAAAGAUGCGAUCGAGGCGUGGGGAGAUGGGACCAACCCCGCCAAGGGAGCUCGCAAGCCCAGGGAAAACAUGAUCUGCUUCUGGCUGCCCGAGGUUGCGAACCAACCUGCUCGCACUUCCGUCAUGUCGAUCCCCUCCAGAGACAUUGUCAGAUCCAAGAAUCUGUUCAAUGUCUCGGAUGCCAAGAUCCACUGGCAUCCGCAAGGAGACUACCUUUGCGUCAAGGUUGACCGUCACACAAAGACUGGAAAGUCUCUCUUUUGCAAUUUUGAGCUCUUCAGGAUGCGGGAGAAGGAUUUCCCCGUCGAGUCUGUCGAGCUCAAAGACCCGGUCACUGCAUUCGCUUGGGAACCCCAAGGUUCUCACUUUGCCGUCAUUUCGUCCAACGACCCCAACCUUGGUGUGCAAGCACCGGGCAUCACCGUCAAGACGCAGCUUAACUUCUUCCACAUCGAUCCCAAGAAGGGCGACUUCCGCCUGCAAAAGAUGAUCGAUGGAAAGACGUUCAACACCGUCUUUUGGUCGCCCAAGGGUCGUCACGUCGUCGUAGCUACGCUGGGCAGCGGACAAAAGUUCGACCUGGAGUGGUACGAUGUCGACUUUAAUUUGGAGCUGAGACAGGGCAACGCGGCUACUGAUGCGGCUGAAGAUGUCAAGCUGAUCGGAUCUGGGGAGCACUACGGCAUCACUGAUCUGGAGUGGGAUCCCUCGGGUCGCUUUGUGGCGACCAGCGCAUCCGUCUGGAGACAUACCUUGGAGAACGGGUAUGCAAUUUGGGACUUUAAGGGGCAAGAGCUUCAAAAGCACGUGCUUGACCGUUUCAAGCAGAUUCUCUGGAGACCUCGACCUCGCUCGUUGUUGAGCAAAGAUCAGAUGAAGGCGGUCAGGCGCAACCUGCGCGACAUCGGCAAGCAGUUCGAGGCAGAGGACGAAGCGGAAGAAUCUCAAUUGGCGCUGAAGAAUAGAGAAUUGUACGAGCGCGUGCUGGAAGAGUGGCGCGCUUGGCGCUCUAGAGCGAAGAAGGAGUUGGCGGAGAUGAGACAGGACUUGGGAAGAGAGGUCGUUGCGCUGCCCGAACAGCUGGAGGAGGAAGCGACCGAGACGGUGCAGGAAUGGUUGGAGGAGAUUCUCGAGGAGACUGAAGAAGUCAUCGUUGGUUGAUCCGCACGUGCAUCUCAUCCAUCGCGCGCUUACCCUCCCAGUCCCCUGUAUGCCCUUCCCUUGCUCGCACUUGCCCCAAGAAGCUCAACUUCGCGACAUGGCCUUGUCACGUGUGUGUACCUCUUGUCAAUGUCAUGCCCUUCACAUCCAUUUCUCUCGCCUGGGGUCCGGAAUGAAGGGAAACGCAUCAAGCAUCCGUACAGGCGAGUCGAGCUUGAAGCCUACUUGUCAUUGUUCCAGUCUUUUGAGUGUGUUGCGUGUGCCAAGGAACAGGU
This is a messenger RNA of Ceraceosorus guamensis, 2668 nucleotides long. Its product is annotated as translation initiation factor eIF-3b. Gene Ontology annotation, molecular function: translation initiation factor binding; RNA binding; translation initiation factor activity. NCBI's taxonomy places the organism in Eukaryota, Fungi, Basidiomycota, Exobasidiomycetes, Ceraceosorales, Ceraceosoraceae. Gene Ontology annotation, cellular component: eukaryotic translation initiation factor 3 complex. Gene Ontology annotation, biological process: translational initiation. The coding region runs from base 147 to 2393 and encodes 748 amino acids. The transcript is spliced from 5 exons. The record is from RefSeq and is a predicted model, not a curated record.